Salarias fasciatus (jewelled blenny) is the source of this 4272-nucleotide messenger RNA. RefSeq names its product nuclear receptor binding protein 2b (gene nrbp2b). The coding region runs from base 483 to 2000 and encodes 505 amino acids. Gene Ontology annotation, molecular function: protein kinase activity; ATP binding. Gene Ontology annotation, biological process: protein phosphorylation. The transcript is spliced from 19 exons. Lineage: Eukaryota; Metazoa; Chordata; Actinopteri; Blenniiformes; Blenniidae. The record is from RefSeq and is a predicted model, not a curated record.
CAGCAGCAGCAGCAGCAGCAGCAGCGACGCGGACGCGUGUUGGAGGAUGGUCGCUCAUUCCCGCUGUCCUCGGUGAAGAGAAGCAGACGGUGCCUGCCUGCCGCCGACCGGCAGACCGACCGGAGUCCCCCCCCCCCCCCCGCCCCCUCCCCGGUGACCGCGCUCUCAGCCUGCGCGCGGACUGAAAGGCAGAGAAGCAGAAAAAGCAUUUCGCAACGUGUUUUGAAUGCAGCCUUCAGAGUCUGGGAUCCGUCUGUGAGCCUCGCAACGCGCAGGAUGUUUUGAGCGCCAAGCGGCCGGUGUGGUCGGAGGGGGGGUUUCUUCACUGCGCACACAGGCGGCGGAGCGUCUCUGCGCCUCCGCUCGUCUCCUCACAACAACACCGGAGACCGGAGGCGGCGGAGAGAGGAAGACAGACAGAGAGAGAAAAGAGAGCACGCGCGCGCCAGGAGGGACGAAAUCUGGACAUACGCGGCGCUAAAAUGACGAUGUCCGUCCCGGAGAGGAAAUCAGGGUCGGAGGGGAAGGAGGAGGAGAGCGAGGAUGAGAGCGAGAUCCUGGAGGAGAGCCCGUGCGGCCGCUGGCAGAAGCGGAAGGAGCAGGUCAGCCAAGGUAAUGUCCCGGGCGUGGAGAGCGCCUCCCUGGCCAUGGACACAGAGGAGGGCGUCGAAGUGGUCUGGAACGAAGUGCUCUUCUCUGACAAGAAGGUCUUCAAAGCACAGGAGGAGAAAAUCAAGGAGAUGUUCGAGAACCUGAUGCAGGUCGAACACCCCAACAUUGUCAAGUUCCACAAAUACUGGCUGGACAUGAAGGAGAGCCAGGCUCGGGUUAUAUUCAUCACAGAAUACAUGUCAUCAGGCAGCCUCAAGCAGUUCCUAAAGAAAACAAAAAAGAAUCACAAGACCAUGAAUGUGAAGGCCUGGAAACGAUGGUGCACCCAGAUUCUCUCUGCACUCAGUUACCUACACUCCUGUGACCCACCAAUCAUCCAUGGCAACCUGACAUGUGACACCAUCUUCAUUCAGCACAACGGCCUCAUCAAGAUCGGCUCAGUGUGGCAUCGGCUAUUUGUUAAUGUGUUUCCAGAUGCCAACGUGCACGGUAAAGGAAGACAGCACCGCGACGAACAAAGAAACCUUCACUUUUUUGCUCCUGAAUAUGGAUCUAGUGAAGACGAUUACUCUAUAGACAUUUUCUCCUUUGGCAUCUGUGCUCUGGAGAUGGCGGUACUGGAGAUCCAAGCCAACGGAGACACUGCAGUGUCCAAAGAGGCCAUAUCCAGUGCGGGUCAAUCUCUGGAAGACCCUCUCAUGAGAGAGUUCACUCAGUCGUGUUUGUGCCAUGAAGCCAAACUUCGGCCGACUGCUCACGACCUCCUGUUCCACCGCGUCCUGUUCGAGGUCCACUCCCUCAAACUGCUUGCUGCCCACUGCCUCAUCAACAACCAGUAUUUGCUUCCUGAGAACUGCGUGGAAGAGAAAACCAAAUCGUUUGACCCCAACGCCAUCAUGGCAGAGAUCAAACACGAUGAUCGUCAGGGAGUUCAGCUCAAGUACUCCCAUGUUUCUCCGUUGGAGCUCGACAAGUUCCUGGAGGAUGUCAAGAACGGGAUUUACCCCUUGAUGAACUUCGCCUCGUCUCGGCCUCACCCUGUCCCUCGAGCGCUGUCCUUGUCUCAGGAGCAGGUGGAGACGGUCAAGACACCGACUCCUGAGCCCCAGGAGACAGAGACCAGGAAGGUUGUUCAGAUGCAGUGUAACUUGGAGUCAAAUGAAGAAGGGACCAAAACGCACCUGUCCUUGUUUCUGAGGAUGGAUGACAAACUUCAUCGGCAGCUUAGCUGUGACAUCCUACCAACGGACUCCUCCAAAGACCUUGCCAGUGAACUUGUUCACUACGCCUUCAUUAAUGAGGAGGACAGUGAGAAGGUGGCGGGGUUCCUGGAGGACGCCAUCAGCCGCCACCGGGUCCGAGUGCUCACCUCUGGGAGUACGCAGUGAGGACGGGGGUCACGACAGCGGCCGGCCCAGACGGAGGGGCCCGGGGCAUUGACCACGGCGGCGGAGGCGGCGGGGCGGGAUCACACAGCCGGGCACCGAGGGAGCAGAAGGAGCUGACCCAGCUGGGGACAAACACAGACGGACCGCUGAGCCUCGACGGGCAGCAAAUCAUCCCAGUGAAGAAGGAAGGAAACGGGCGAGCAGCUGAGAGAGAGAGAGAGAGAAACCGAACGCACCUCUGGUUGGAGGACCAGAGACAUCACGGCUACGUCCACAAACCCCACAGAGCAGUGGAACAUUGACAAACUCCCUGCUCAGAAGGGCUGCCAUGCCUUAAAGAUAUCUUGACAACUGCGUUUUUUUUUUUUUCAUAAUGCCACUUUAAAGAACAGAUACGUUUUACCUUCGAAUGCCGCAGCUAAUGCUUUCAAAAGGACUUUUUAUUGCUCCGAGCCUUGUUUGCAUCCAAUUCCCAUCCAUAACGUGUGAUAUUUCCUUUUAUUCAUAAACAGUAAAUGACUAAAACCUCCCUCUCUUAUAGGAAUUUGAUAUUCCGUCCUACAUGCACUGUUAAUACUUAAAUCAGUUGACUUAUUUAUUUUUUUUGUGUACAACUGUGAACAACAGAAACAUUGCACAAGCCUGUGAGUUGCUGUUUUUGGUUUUCCUUUGUGUUUCUGGCCUGCAAAAUGACACACCGCACCAAAACUCUUGAGUUAAAGGCUAAUUCUCUGCGAGCUAGACAUGUCGCGUGUUAAAUGCAGUGACGGACAGUGAGAUGACGCCUCUCUCUUUAGCCUGUUGUGCUCUUAAGGGUUUUCCCUGUCAUCGUGUUCUGAAAGCCAAAGACUUGCAAAGUGCCUGACAUGGCAAUGUACUUUGGACAAAAUUUCCACCUGAAAUUGCAACAAACUGAACCGCAAUUUGACUGUUUUUGGUUGAUUUAAACUUUUAAAAUCGGAUAGUCUUUCGGACGGGCUACUUCCUCAUGAGUUUACAGAGUGAAGCAGCUCUGCUUGGCUUAGCAAUGAAAUGGUUUUAAUCUCUGCUGCUGUAGUCUGAAUCAUAAUGAAAACAGCUUCAACCUGAGUUCAAAAAUUGGAAUGUAUCAGUUUAUAGGUUAAAAAUAUGACCCCAUACCUAAUAAGAAAUGUUCAUUAAUCCAACAAUUGAAUUUAUAUAUAUAUAUAUAUAUAUAUAUAUAUAAAAAAGCCAGAAUGUUGAAUGAGGAUUACUGCUGUACUUUUAAUUUCGUAAACUAUCUGGGAAUAUUUUCUUAAGCCCCCCCCCUUUUUUUUUUUUUGUAAAUAUCUAGAGAUCUUCAAAAGGAAAAAUCUACCCAAAAAAUUGAAAAAAAGAAAAAAAUAGUUGACGUUUUAUAGGAUUUUACUUUCAAGCUGAGCUUUUUCACCUGGCGUCUGCUCCUGAUCUACUGAUGAUAAAACAAAGGAUGCAAAAGAGAAAUCUCCUGCUUUCGAAAUCUGUCUCCUCUCAGACCUGCAUGUACUGCCAAGUCCACUCAGACAGCAUCUGUACGAACUCUGAAAAUGAUUGUAUGGCCACCCACGCAAACACAACGGCAGAAUGCAGCAUUGCAGAGCCACAUUUUUCAGUCCAGCCCAUUCUUGGAAACGUGAACGGUAAUUGGGUGGAUUUUUCCUGAGCAAGACAAUGAAAAUCUAUUUAGAAAAAAAAAAAAGGAUAGUGUGAAUCGUCUGAUUACUCCUCAGCAAUAUGCUCGUUUGUCAGAUUCGGUGUGCUCUGCUCUAUUUGUUUUCUGGAUCUGGAAGGUUACAGUUUUAUAACAGUUGUACUGCUGUACAGUCUUUACUAAUUUGACUGUGUCAGGCCUACUUACCAAUGACAGAAAUUCUUCAGGAGGGUCUUCUACUAUAGGCUAUGGUGUACAUAUUUGUUUGUAGCUGCCCAAUGGUUUAUUAUGGAUGUAAAUUCAAUGCAAAGCAGUGCCACUGUUGCUCUCAUUUGAUCUUGUAAGCUGCAUGUCUUAAUAGCCUGCAACCAUUCGAAACUUUGCAUUUUGCCUUUUUCAGUCACAGCUCAGUUCCAGGGGGAAUCUGACCAAGAAAAUGAAUGUGUAGACUGUCCAAGCAUUAUGACAAAAAAAAAAAAAAAAAAAAAUCAUAUCAGUCUUAUUUUAUUUUUUCUUGUGAUUUUGUUAAAGGAGACUUGCCUUUGGAUGUGUUCAACUUAAACUUUUGUUAAAUAUUGUAGCUACUGCAAUUAAUUAUAUGACAAUAAACAAGAUGGAACA